CACACACACACACACACCCUCCUGUAUAAACGGCAUCUGCCUGAACACAGUCUCUCGCCUUCUCAUCUCUCAUGUGUGCGCGCUGUCAUUAACGCACACACGCACCGCGGCAGCGCACGUCAGACGCGCUCGAGCACACGGUUCGGUUCGGUUCGGUUCGGACAUGAUACCGGCGCGGACCCGGAGAUGAGGCUCAGAAAUGGCACCUUCCUAACAGUCUCACUAUUCGGGUUAUGUGGGCUUAUAUCGUUGUCCUGGUACACCGCAUUCAGCAAUUCCAAAGGUAAUGUCGUAGACAUUUACCAGCGAGAAUUUCUGGCCCUGAAAGACCGUCUGCACUCCGCUGAGCAAGAGAACCUCAAACGCUCCAAAGAGCUCAACCUGGUGCUGGACGAAAUCAAGCGAGCCAUCGCUGAGAAACAAGCGCUGCGGGACAUCAACCGCACCUGGAGCAGCCUGUCAGAUGAGACCAAGCUGAAGCUGUGGAACGUGACCAGCAGUAAGAAUGUUCUUCAGCUGCCCAGUAUCUUCCACCAUCUGCCGCACCUGCUGGCCAAAGAGACCAGCCUCCAGCCGGCCGUGCACAUCGGCCAGGGCCGCACCGGAGUGUCUAUAGUGAUGGGGGUGCCCAGUGUGAAGAGAGAGGUGCACUCCUACCUGACAGACACGCUGAGCUCGCUGAUGUCAGAACUGAGUCCGGCCGAGAAGGAGGACUGCGUGAUUGUCGUCUUCAUUGCUGAGACGGAUCAACAAUAUGCAAAUAGUGUUGCUGACAACCUUAAGCGCCUGUAUCCAGUGGAGAUUCAGUCUGGGCUGUUGGAGAUCAUCUCUCCCUCCAUCCAUUUCUAUCCAGACUUCUCUCACCUCAAAGAGUCGUUUGGUGACCCUAAAGAGCGGGUCAGAUGGCGAACAAAGCAGAACCUGGAUUACUGCUUCCUGAUGAUGUAUGCCCAGACUAAAGGGACCUAUUACAUACAGCUAGAGGAUGACAUUGUAGCACGGCCAAAUUACUUCACCACAAUGAAGAAUUUCGCCCUGCAGCAGCCGUCAGAGGAGUGGAUGAUUCUCGAAUUCUCCCAGCUGGGCUUCAUCGGUAAAAUGUUCAAGUCAUUAGACUUGCCGUUGAUCGUGGAGUUUAUGCUAAUGUUCUACAAAGACAAGCCCAUUGAUUGGCUGUUGGACCACAUCAUGUGGGUGAAGGUGUGCAAUCCAGAAAAAGAUGCGAAACAUUGUGACAGGCAGAAAGCAAACCUACGCAUCCGCUUUAAACCGUCUCUCUUCCAGCACGUUGGAACACACUCUUCCCUCGCUGGAAAGAUCCAGAAACUCAAGGAUAAGGACUUCGGAAAGCAGACGUUGCAUAAAGGUCACGCUAACCCGCUAGCUGAGGUCACCACCAGUCUGAAGACGUACCAGCAUUUCACGCUGGAGAAGGCCUAUCUGGGAGAGGAUUUCUUCUGGGCGUUCACACCUGUGGCGGGAGACUUCAUACGCAUCCGCUUCUUCACACCUGUCCGAGUAGAGAGGUAUUUCUUCCGCAGUGGAAACAUCGAGCACCCUGGAGACAAGCUCUUCAACACUACGGUGGAGGUUCUUCCUUUUGACAAUAUUCAGUCAGAGAAAGAAGCGCUGAAGGAGGGGAGAGAGAAGACGCCAAAGUACCAGCGCACAGAAGACGGCUUUGUCAGAAUAGGGAAGUUUGACAACGGGAUCGCGGAGGGGGAGGUGGAUGCUUCCUUCGGCCCGCUGGAGGCUCUGCGGCUCUCAGUACGGACUGACUCUCCUGUGUGGGUCAUUCUCAGCGAGAUUUUUAUCAAGAAAGCAGAGUGACUGGUGCUCAGCAAUACCUCAUGACUUCACCGGGUCUCUGCUGCAGGAUGGAGUCUGCUCAGCACCUCCACAUGAGCCCCUCACGCGAGUUUCUUUAGCUUGGUCCAAUAGCGCCAACUGCUGGCGGCAAGCUGUUCUAGCAGGUAGAGAAUGCCAAGCGAUGGCACUCAAAGACGUACAGCUCGUGCUGCCGGACGCGCCGCAGACGACUGAAGACGCUGUAUUUUGUAAACUGUAUUUAUAUGUAUAUAUAUAUAUGCUCAUGGUUGAGUUUAUGUAACUACACUGGUCUGUUGUCAAGGGCUUCCUGAGCGGUCUCUCGCCCGUUUCACGAAACACUUUGACAUUCAACAAAUGCUGCUUUUGGAACGGAAGACUCUUCAUUUCCUAAUCGACAUUCGAUUUUCAAAGUUGAAUUUCUGUCGUUAAUUAGUUGACAAAUGAUUCUGUUUAGGCUACUCCAAAUGGUGUGUAUUUAUUGUAUUUAUUAUGAUACAUUAAGAGUACACCGGCCGUGCUAGAUAUGUGUUUGUUCGUGCACAGGCCUAGCGUGUGUUUCCAAAGUCAGUCCAAAAGAUGCGCUAUACUGAAAGAGCAACGUUUAUUGUAACUAGAGUGUAUGCUGCAAAAAUGUUUCUUCUAAAAACCGAAAUCGCUGGACUUUUCUUGAUAUAAUUAAAAUGAAAGCAAUCACAACAAACAAGAGGGAAGCCUUCUGAGCAUUUUUUUUUUUACAUUUAUUAUUAAUACCAUUUUUUACUUUCCAAUCAGACAUAUUAUUUCUUGCAAUAUGUUGUUUUUCCUCUUCCUGCCUUAAUGUGACGCAGUAGUGUGCUGAUGUGGCCGCAUUUUCAGAUAGAGUUAAACAGAAACAGACCUCUGGGUCUCUAUAUAAUAAUAUAGAGAGACCAAAAUAUGUCUGGCUUGAAAUCUGUACAGCUCAGUGUCAAUCAGUGCGCUGGUAUGCUCAGUUUGCUCUCUGAUAAUAGAAAUAAUAUUUAUCAGAUGCUACACAAAUUUGUCAAGGGUUCUGAUAUUUUUUCAUGCCUUAAAAUGAUUCACUAUAUCGUAAUAUAACACUGAUGGUUAUAGGUAAAGUGAGCGAUCAGCAUGUUUGACAAGAUCUUGAGCUACAGAGCAAAGUUAUCUUCAAGGAAAGAAGGAAAGAAAAAGAGAAAGCAUGUGCUGUAAGAUAACACCAUCUGACCUACAACAACGCUGAUGUUGUUUUAGAGGAGAGUCACUUCCCCGCGGACAGGUCGAGGAGAAAUACAGCGCCACCGUCUUUCACUGUCCCUGCCCUGUUUUCUCUUGAUUAGCCCAUUUGAUCCAUGAACUCAAUUGAAAAUGUAAUGCUGCUGCCAAACAUUUUGAAUAAAGACCA
Messenger RNA from Sinocyclocheilus rhinocerous, 3214 nucleotides. Its product is annotated as alpha-1,3-mannosyl-glycoprotein 4-beta-N-acetylglucosaminyltransferase B-like. The record is from RefSeq and is a predicted model, not a curated record. Gene Ontology annotation, cellular component: endoplasmic reticulum-Golgi intermediate compartment; Golgi stack; endoplasmic reticulum. The transcript has 15 exons. Gene Ontology annotation, biological process: protein N-linked glycosylation. Gene Ontology annotation, molecular function: acetylglucosaminyltransferase activity. The coding region runs from base 187 to 1830 and encodes 547 amino acids. Lineage: Eukaryota; Metazoa; Chordata; Actinopteri; Cypriniformes; Cyprinidae.